This is a messenger RNA of Zychaea mexicana, 1085 nucleotides long. RefSeq lists its product as uncharacterized. The coding region runs from base 105 to 896 and encodes 263 amino acids. The record is from RefSeq and is a predicted model, not a curated record. The transcript has 8 exons. NCBI's taxonomy places the organism in Eukaryota, Fungi, Mucoromycota, Mucoromycetes, Mucorales, Lichtheimiaceae. Gene Ontology annotation, molecular function: oxidoreductase activity.
CUUUGUCAGCCGAAAUUUGAAAAGGCAUUAAAUGGGUUUAGAACCUCGGAGCUCUUUUACCCCGGAUUAUAUUUCUUUCUCUAAUACUCUUUUAAUACUUAGCCAUGGAUAUCGAAGCUCUUUUCAGUGUUAAGGACAAGACCGUCCUGGUCACCGGUGGCUCUCGUGGCAUUGGUGAGAUGAUUGCCACUGGCUUCGUCCAAGGUGGUGCUAAGGUUUAUAUUUCGAGUCGCUCGGUUAAGGCUUGUGACGAAGUCGCUGCCAAAUUGAAUGCUUUGGGCCCCGGCAAAUGCGUUGCUAUUCCUGCCGAUCUUCAAAACUUGGAGGAUCUCCAGAAGCUUGCUGCUGAGCUCUCUAAGCGUGAAUCCCAUCUCGAUGUGCUGGUUAACAACGCUGGCGCUACUUGGGGUGCUCCUAUCGAUGAAUACCCUGAAGCUGCUUUCCAGAAGGUCAUGAACCUCAAUGUCAACCGUGUCUUUAGCUUGACCAAGGCAUUGCUUCCUUUGUUGAGAUCCAAGGCUUCCGUCGACAACCCAUCCCGUAUCAUUAACAUUGGUUCCAUCAAUGGUGAAACCGUGCCUGGCUUUGAAAGCUACGCCUACUCUGCAUCCAAGGCUGCUAUUCACCACAUGUCCCGCCACUUGGCCGCCCGUCUCGGCAGAGAAUACAUCUUGGUUAACGCUAUUGCUCCUGGCUCCUUCCCAUCCAAGAUGAUGGCUGAAACCUUGCGCAAUCAUGGUGAUGAAAUCAGGGCCAAGGUCCCCGUUGGUCGCGUUGGCACUCCUGAGGAUGUUGCUGGUACCUGUAUCUAUCUUUCCUCCCGCGCUGGCAACUACACCAAUGGUGCCACCAUUGUCAUUGAUGGUGGUUCGAUCCAGAACAAUUCCAGAAUCUAAAUUCAAACCACAUAGCAUCUUUUUUGCGAAAAUCAAUCCCCCGAUCACUUGUAUUUCUGUGAAAUACAUAUUGUCACGCUGAACUUGUAUACACCCUGUCAUAAAAUAAAGAGCUUUUGUUUGAUGUUUUGCACAUAGCUUGAUGAAGUGUUGACUUAGGGAGUAAUAAGCCACGUAUUUCUCAACCGC